AUGGAGGGAAAGAACCAACUACUUGGGCAGGAAGACGGCCGGGCCAUACGUGCUAAGCAGCGGCUGUAUUGGUAUCAUCGGCUGGCCGUUGCCCUGGUCGCGAUACUCUUCCUGCGCUCAACGUGGAGCUUUUUCGCUCCAAGCCCACAUCAUCAUUCCGUAGAGGAAGCAAUCCGUCGGUACGACGGCGAGAGCAUCGAGUGGAAGCUCUGCGCCACCAACAAUGGCCAUGACCUCGAGUGUGCCUCUAUCGACGUCCCCAUGGACCACUUCAACGCCGCCACCUCUGGCGACAAGACGUUUAGCAUCCCGCUCAUCCGCCUUCGUGGCAGCAAGGCCACGAGGAACCUCCUCGUCAACCCCGGCGGCCCCGGAGGCAGCGGCGUCGAGUUUGUGUUCCGGCUUGGCGGCUUCGUCAAGUCUAUCGUUGGCGACGACCUGCACAUUGUCGGCUUCGACCCCCGAGGCAUCAACGGCUCCCGGCCCGAGGCGCUCUGCUAUCCGGACGCGAUGACACGCAUGCAGCGGUCGCAGAUCUGCGUCUCCGACCACAGCCAGUUCGACCCGGAGCUGUACUCGUGGACCGAGAACUUUGUGCAGGCUUGCGCCGACACGACGGGCGCCGAGCACAUCAAGUAUGUCAACACGCCGCAGACGGCUGCCGACAUGAACAGCAUCCUCGACGCCCUCGGCCAGGACGCCAUGGUGUACUGGGGAUUCAGCUAUGGCACGGUCCUGGGCCAGACGUAUGCGUCCAUGUUUCCUGAGCGGUCAGAGCGGGUUGUCAUUGACGGCGUGGUCAACCUCUUUGACUGGUACGAGGAGAUGAUUACCUUGGAGGGGCUCGUUGAUGCCGAAAAAGCCCUGACGGGAUUCUUCGACAAGUGCAUGAAAGAGGGCGAAGCCUGUCCCUUGGCACACCUGGCAGAAGAUGCUGCAAAGCUCGAGGACAAGGUCAUGGCCGCAGUCAAUGCGCUGAAGGAGAACCCCGCAGACGUCUACCUCAGCAACACAGACUACGGUUCGCUCAUAUACGGCACGAUGCUGUCGGCCAUCUGGACGACGCUCCUCAAGCCUGCAGAGUGGUACGUGCUCGCCGACAGCCUCGCGCAGCUCGUCCAGGGCAACGCCACGGACGCGUUUGAGAGGUACGGCCUCAAGGGCUACUUUGUACCGGAGUUCUUCGACCACAACGCCAUCGUCGCCAACAACGACCACAUAACGGGCAAAGACAAUUGGCCUCAGAAGGGGGAGCUGGUCAAGUGGUUUCAGCCCUUUCUAAAUGCAUCCAUCUUUAGCACUGGGGCAGCCAGGGAGUUUUACCUGGCGUCGCAGUGGCGCUUGCCGACGACGCACAGCUUCAAGCCCAGCCGCAGGGUCGCCACCAAGCACCCGCUGCUGAUCCUCUCACAGACGUACGACCCUGCGACGCCGCUCGUGUCCGCGCGCCUGGCCAGGGACACGUUCGAGGGCUCGAGGCUCGUCGAGUGCCUGGGCGUCGGGCACUGCACCACGGCGAUUCACUCGGCGUGCUCAGCGAAGCUGGUUCGCGAGUUUCUAGUAGAUGGCACCCUCCCAGAGGAGGAUGUGCAAUGUAAGGUAGACGGCAAGUAUUUUAUUCCUCUAGAGGAGAAGGAAAAGAUCAUGCUUAGGGGCGCUAGCGAUGGGGCCUCGGACGAGGAGAGGCUUUGGGCUGCGCAGCUAGGGCUAUCAAAUGGUCUAACGCCACCGCGAUUUUAA
Messenger RNA from Akanthomyces muscarius, 1740 nucleotides. RefSeq lists its product as uncharacterized. Bases 1 to 1740 code for a protein of 579 amino acids. The transcript has a single exon. NCBI's taxonomy places the organism in Eukaryota, Fungi, Ascomycota, Sordariomycetes, Hypocreales, Cordycipitaceae. The record is from RefSeq and is a predicted model, not a curated record.